Messenger RNA from Naumovozyma castellii, 1248 nucleotides. It is a transcript of the gene DXO1, whose product is annotated as Dxo1p. Lineage: Eukaryota; Fungi; Ascomycota; Saccharomycetes; Saccharomycetales; Saccharomycetaceae. The coding region runs from base 1 to 1248 and encodes 415 amino acids. The transcript has a single exon. The record is from RefSeq and is a predicted model, not a curated record.
AUGAAGAAAACUGGACAAGAAUUGAUGCCUUUACAUACAACCGUACAGUCCCAGAAACAAGCUCCCAUUACUAGGGUACCAUUCGGGGAAUUCUCACAUUCAAGCAUAUCAUUAUUUCCAACUUGCACACAACCAUUCUAUGAAUCAAGUAACCAAGUGGCAUUAUAUCACAACCAUAAACUUUAUCCGGCCUCACAAUACGAUAUUAUUCCGCACUUGAAGAAUGACAUUGCUCAAUUGCCCAAGAAAUCGGCCUCAGAGGCAAGAACUUUGAAAAGAUCAUAUUUGGGUUCUGAUUUGUACGAUGGUUUUGAAACGUUUGUUCCUAUGUCAGCAAAAGAUUUAGAUUCUCUCGAGCCAUGCAUGAGUUUCAUCAAGGAUUGGGAACGUAAGGCAAGUACCAAAUAUAAACCUGGGAGGAAAUUUAAUAUUGUUUCAACAAGACAUCACAUUGUGGAGAUGACUAUGAAACUUUUUACUGGUAAGACUAAUAAUUAUAAUAACACUAAAAAAGUGCAAGAUUAUGUGCUAAAUGUUGUUUAUACAGGUGAUGAAACUGGUCGGUUAUUGUUUACGAAAGAUUGGUCCAAUACUGGUAACUCCAUGAACGAAGGUAUUUAUUCCAAAAAUAUCAUUCUGAAGAGAAUAUGUUAUUCAGGAUUUGCAUUGGAAGAUUUAAUGACAGAAACAACGUCCGAACUAGAAAAAGAAGGUGAAAAAUUAACUGGUGGGGAAAAGGCCGUCUUUGCCGUUGUAGAGAAUAAGCUAGAUGAUGACAUUUGUAUUUUAUUGCGUUGUGAACUGGAUGCAUUUAAUGGUGCUGAAAAAAAGUUUACUGAAUUGAAAUGUUUCAGCCCUUUGAAGAUGAGUAACUUUUCACAUAGGAGGAAAUUAUUGAAGGCAUGGGUCCAAACAGGUGUACUACCAGAUUCAGAUAUUCUGAUCGGUAUUAGAGACUCUUCCUUUGGUGAAUUGGAGGAUGUCGAAUGGUAUUCGAGAGACAGGCUACGAUCUAAAAUCAAUAAUAGAAAUCUCCCAGAAAGUAAAAUUGAUUGGAACUUUAAUGCACAAGUGGCCACACAAUGGUCUCAGCAUUGUAUUAGAUCUAUUUGUAAAUUGGUGGAUGAAAAUUUGGAUCAGAAAGCAAUUUCAAAUCCGCAGGGUUUCCAAAUCAGAAUAGAUUCGAGGAGAAAUAUAAGAAUAAAAUGUUUAAGCAAAGUUCCAAAGGAUAUCUUAGAAUACCUUUAG